Molecule: messenger RNA, 1333 nt
Organism: Anopheles stephensi (Asian malaria mosquito)
Lineage: Eukaryota; Metazoa; Arthropoda; Insecta; Diptera; Culicidae
Exons: 4
Coding region: 49-597 (182 amino acids)
Source: RefSeq, a predicted model, not a curated record
UUUUGACUUUUCUUUUCCGAAAAAUAUCCCAUUCUGAAAUGCUAUCCAAUGAAGUGCGAUCAAAAGCAUAAAUUUAUGCGAAUUUCUUUCAUCUUUUUACUAGUUUUGCUAUUUGCGUGCGGCUCUUCAGCAGACCACAGCAUCGAGGAGGAAACCGUGAUAGAAGAUUUUUUGAUAUGCCGCACCUGUGGAAAUGAUGUCAGCGUAGCGAACCUAGCCUUUGACAAAUAUAGCCCGCUGGCACUAAGCGCGACGAACCACACAUUUACCGAGACCCGGUCCGUGCUGGUGCAGGAAGUGCGGAAUCCACUCGGCAUACGGUUUCACAUCUUUCUCGUCAAGCAAGCGUCCUGCGCAAAGAUCCAUCCGUGGACACACAAAUCGACCUGGUUCCCUGGGUACGCUUGGAAGGUUUGUGUAUGCCCCAAGUGCCACACUCUGCUUGGGUGGAUGUUCGAACCUGUCGAGACUGCGACCGCAGAGCAAAGUUUCCCAUCGAACGCCGGUUUCUACGCUCUCAUCUUUCAAAACAUUAUCACCGAAGGAUACGUAAACUCAUUGCUUAUGAUAGAGAAGGUGCUGCGGGACAACCACUGACACACACGCACGGUUGCUUUCGAAAAAUCCGCGGGAUACACGAUGGUUGACCCGAAGCGGCACAUCAACAUCCUUUCUCCGGAAGAGCAAGCGUUUAUGGAGGAGUGCGAAAAUGAGUUUACGCACCGCUUUACGGAUCUGGACGAAGAGUUUAUGGCUCACUGUCAGCGCGAAUCGAAACCGCCGCCCGUAGUGCACCCGUGGAACAGCCGGCGUGGUGGUGGCCAUCAUGGGGGAGGAGGCGGAGGUGCAAGAGGAGGCGGUAAUGUUGAAUGGCGAGGGGAAAGGCGGUUUAACGAUUGGGAUGGAAGAGGCGGAGGGCGGGGAGGACCUUUUAAUAACCGUGAUGGACGCAAUCGGCAGAAUGACAGAAACUACCGUCACCAUGAUUAUCGAUCGGGUGGCGGUGGUGGUGGUGGUGGUCGCGAUGAUGGCUACCGAAACCAUCGGAACCACAGUGCGUCGCGCCAGGAUUAUAGAAAACCGUACGCCCGGCCCGGCGAUCGGGCGUACAAUCAGGAGGCGAAACGUUGACGAGAGCCCGAUGAGGAAAUCUUUGAUUGGAAGAAGAUUCCCUGCAGCAAAUUCGAACGGUUCUCAAGCCAUCUCAGCAAUUCGGCAUCUUUUUUCCCCCCUUCACACUUGUAACAAACACUUGUCGAGUGUUAAAACGAUAAGCAGAUUCUUUACGAAUUGUAAAUAAAUAUCUGUAAAUAAAGACUGAAUCGAACAAAUG